Messenger RNA from Arachis ipaensis, 2622 nucleotides. NCBI's taxonomy places the organism in Eukaryota, Viridiplantae, Streptophyta, Magnoliopsida, Fabales, Fabaceae. The record is from RefSeq and is a predicted model, not a curated record.
AAUUAAUCACCAAAAGAUAGUUUAGAAAUGCAUAAUGAAGUUGACUAGUCAAAUGCGUUAGUUAUAUUGGUGUCUCUACGUUAGAUAUAUUUAUUAUUUUUAGUUACAAUAUCAACUUUAUAUGAUUUUAGUACAAGGUAUUUUAUAUUACAAACGAACCAAAUAAAUUGUGGUGUUUAUUAGUUUAUUACAAUUUUUUUUAACAAUGUUAUAUAGGGUUAUUCUACAAGGUUUAAUAAUACACGAUUAAAUAACUGAAUAAAAUCAAUUUCAUUGAACUGUAUAAGAAUUAAAUUAAAAAUUAAAAUUUUAAAUGUUACACUAGUAAUUUGCAAAUCUAUUUUGCAACUGGUAACUGGAUUUUCAAAGUUUCUCUCCUUGUUCACUUCAUCCAAAUUUUGGAUACUCCAGUCAGAAUCUACGAAGUUCCUUUGAUUAUGGUUUUGUUAGAUAUGCUUUAUUGCUUUUGUUCACAAGCCACAACAUAGUAUUUGGUCUAAAACACUUUCAAAGAAUAACAACUAGACUCAAUGGGACCCGAUUCUUGUAUUUCUCUGCUAUUAAGGUGCAAGAAUGUUUUUCAAGUCAGACAAGUUCAUGCCCAUUUGAUAGCCAAUGGAACAUUACGGCACCUUGUUCUUGCAAACAAGCUCCUUUACCACUAUGUCCAACACAAGGCCAUUGAUUAUGCUCAUUACCUGUUUGAUAGAAUGACAAUGAGAGACCCCACGACUUGGAGCGUCAUGAUUGGUGGGUUUGCCAAGGUUGGUGACUAUGCUAGUUGCUAUGCCACCUUUAGGGAGAUUCUGAGGCGUGGUGUCACCCCUGAUAACUACACUUUACCCUGUUUGGUAAGAAUUUGUAGGGACAGAAAGGAUCUUCGAAUGGGUCGUGUGAUCCAUUGCGUUGUGUUGAAAGAUGGGUUGCAUUUGGAUCAUUUUGUUUGUGCUUCCUUGGUUGACAUGUAUACAAAGUGUGUGGUGGUUGAUGAUGCCCGGUGGCUGUUCGAUAGAAUGCUUAGUAAGGACCUUGUGACUUGGACAGUGAUGAUUGCUGCGUAUGCUGAUUGCAAUGCCUACGAGUCGUUGGUAUUGUUCGAUCAGAUGAGGGAAGAAGGUCUUGUUCCUGACAAGGUUGCUAUGGUGACUGUUGUCAAUGCCUGCGCCAAAUUGGGGGCUAUGCAUAGGGCUAAGUUUGUUAAUGAGUAUAUUUUGAGGAAUGGUUUCUCUUUGGAUGUGAUCUUGGGGACUGCAAUGAUUGACAUGUUUGCUAAAUGUGGGAGUGUUGAGUCUGCAAGAGAGGUUUUUGAUAGGAUGAAAGAAAGAAAUGUUAUGACUUGGAGCGCCAUGAUUGCUGCAUACGGCUAUCAUGGUCGUGGCAUUGAGGCCGUUGAUUUAUUUCAUAUGAUGCUGAGCUGUGGUAUGUUACCUAACAGAGUCACCUUUGUUUCUCUGUUAUAUGCUUGUAGUCAUGCAGGAUUGAUUGAAGAGGGCCUUCGUUUUUUCGAUUCGAUGUGGGAAGAGCAUGCUAUCAGACCUGAUGUCAAGCAUUAUACUUGUAUGGUUGAUCUUUUAGGCCGCGCCGGAAGGUUAGAUGAGGCUGUAAAGUUGAUCGAGGCGAUGAAUGUUGAAAAAGAUGAGAGGCUGUGGAGUGCUUUGCUUGGGGCAUGUAGAAUUCAUAAGAACAUGGAGUUGGCAGAAAAGGCAGCAGAUUCUCUACUUGAAUUACAUCCACAAAAUCCAGGGCACUAUGUGUUACUAUCUAAUAUUUAUGCAAAAUCUGGUAAGUGGGAAAAGGUUGCAAGAUUUCGGGAUAUGAUGACACAGAGGAAUCUGAAGAAAGUUCCAGGAUGGACUUGGAUCGAAGUGGAUAACAAAACGUAUCGAUUUAGCGUUGGAGAUAGAUCUCACCCUCAAGCAGAGGCGAUAUACAAAAUGUUGAUGAAUGUGAUCAAGAAGUUAGAGAUGGCUGGUUAUGUUCCUGAUACAGAUUUUGUGUUGCAAGAUGUUGAUGAGGAAGUUAAGCAAGAAAUGUUAUACACACACAGUGAAAAGUUGGCUAUUGCAUUUGGUUUAAUUUCCAUUCCUGAUGGAGACCCCAUUAGGAUCUCCAAGAACUUGAGGGUAUGUGGUGAUUGUCACACAUUCAGUAAGAUGGUUUCUGCCAUUAUGAGAAGGUCCAUAGUUGUUAGAGAUGCAAAUCGUUUUCACCAUUUCAGAGAAGGGUCUUGUUCCUGUGGGGACUAUUGGUAAAUAUGAUCACAGCAUACAGCCAUACAGGUCAAUUUUUGUGUUAGAUUAAAUGUUACAUAUGCCCUCAAAAGAAUAUGAUAAAUUGAAGAGUGUAGUACCAAAAUCAUUCACAAAAGUAUCUUGUUGCUAACAAAAUUACCUAUGAAAGAACGAAAGGUCACCAAUGACAAAUCUACCUAAAAUUUGGUUAUCUUGUUGGCCACAUAAUCUUUUGUGAGUAAUUGUGGUACUUCACUUAAAAUUGAUUUGAUUGGAUAGAUUAUAGAUAGGUACUCUGAUAAGUUUAGAGCCCAUGUUAUCCUUGAACAUGUACAUGUAAAUUUUUGAUAAUAUACCCUGAUGUAUAAACAGAAGAGCAAUCCCUUUGAUA